Molecule: messenger RNA, 684 nt
Organism: Striga asiatica
Lineage: Eukaryota; Viridiplantae; Streptophyta; Magnoliopsida; Lamiales; Orobanchaceae
Source: the annotation of a GenBank genome assembly
AUGACUGCCUUUAAAUUGCGACAUUCGAUUAUCUCCAAGGAAAUUGAGUUGCAAUUGGUGAGACACUCUCAAACUUUAUUCGAUUUGAUGCUCAAUAUCUACAGCUCGUUUAGUUCAGUAUUGAGACCUUGUUUUGUUAAGGCUAAAAGGGUAUAUGUAGAUUUUCGUGGCUUAUAUCACACCAACAAGUUCAUGCCUACUGGAGGACAUUGGAUUAUAGCUAGAAAAAAUUGUUUGGAUUUUCGUGGAGGGCGACAUAUCUUGAAUUCUGGAAUUUGUGGUGUUGUGCGCGUUUUCUCUUCUAAUGUUAUCAGUGGAAGUCCAAAAGCAAUUAACGAGAAUAUGAUAUUGAAUUACGUCGUGAGUGAAGAUGAUCCCACAACCAUGUCUCCAUCAUAUGACAGAAAUAUUCUCAACUUGUGUUAUUGCACUUAUCGUACUGAUAUCGACUCUUCACUUCAGAAACAACUUUAUUUCUCACAAUCCAUCUCAAUUCUCAAGAAGGCCUCAUUUAUGCUUGGAGAAGAUCAAGAGUUAAGUACAACUCAAUUUAGUGCCCUGAUGGUUGUUUGGUUUAAGAUAUGUGAAGAAAUUUGUGUAUCUUUGCCUCCAAUGUGUUGCUUUAUCUUGUCAGGCUUUUGGAAUUUGGAUCAAAUUUCAUGGGGAAUGUUGAAUUAUGUUUAA